GUAUUCACGUGCCCAUAACACACAAUCCUGCUUCUGAUUCGGACCGCGUGCGCGUAUUUCCACGCAGCAAAUGUUCGUAUUUUUACAAAUAUCUGUGUCUGCAAUUCCGUAAGGUGGAAGAUUUUCUAGUCGGGCGACAUUGCAAGCCUGUCUGCUAGAUCUUUCUCUGUUGCCAUCGAAAUAGAUGACCCAAGGAAAUCGGACCAUCUUGGACUGUGCAUGUGUGAAGUAGUAUAACUCGUCAACACACGCGCAAAACGAAGAGCGCCCCACAGUAAUAGAGAACAUUGAGAACAUUGAACGUUACAUAAAAGAAACCUUGAAGAUGGAGGCGUACGGUGGAAAGGGGUUCCUUCGGAUUGUCGUAGUCCUAGUUGCCGUUACCUUACACGUGAGGGAUGUCUCGGUGGAUGCAUCCGUGUCGUUUGCCCUGAAGCUUCAUUCCUACAGUAAUCCCUCCAAUCGGGAAUCAGACGGGGACUGUUGCGACAACCUCUGGGGGAGUUGCUCCAAUAAGUGCGACAACAGAUUCAUUAUAUGUCUGCACCGACAGGAUUCAUCAACUGCUUUUCAUUUUUGCCAGUACGGUCUCGCCAUAACAGAUUUGGUUGCAGAUGGAGAAGAUGUCUUCAACUUCCCCUCACCUAUUCCAAAUGGAAUCUCAAAUCCCAUCAGAAGAAAUCUGGCGUCGUGGCCAGGUGGCAUCCGUGUCAAAAUAGAUGUCUGGGAUAGUGACAACAACAAUGAUGACCAUGUUGACUCGUUCGUUGAGAAUCUGAAUGUGGCAGCUGCAUCAAGCGAAGAUGUCGCAUCGCCCACCUCUUUUACUUUGGACGGCCCAGGAUAUGCCUCAUUGGUGGUUGAGCUCACUGCCUAUUGCGAUGCCACAUACUAUGGAUCUUCAUGUAACGUACAGUGCAUUCCUCAAGACAGCGACGAGGCAGGUCACUUCACCUGCAACCCAACCACCGGAGCUAAAGUGUGCCGUCCAGGGUACGCUGGUGACCUCUGCAAGGAAAACAUCGAUGAAUGUUCCUCUCAUCCCUGCUUGAAUGGCGGCAGCUGUGUAGAUGGUGUCAAUGACUAUCAGUGCACCUGCUUGGCAGGAUACGAGGGGACAAACUGCGAAACAGACAUUGAUGAGUGUGGCAGUGUACCCUGCAUGAAUCAAGGCUCCUGCGUUGACCAGCCCAACGGCUAUACAUGUAGGUGUUUACAGGGCUACGACGGCAUCCUUUGUGAGAAUGACAUCAAUGAAUGCUUGAGCUCCCCUUGCCUGCAUGGUGGCAACUGCAGCAACUUGAUUGGCAGAUUCCAGUGCAGUUGCCCAGUGGGUUACCAUGGUGAGCGGUGUGAGACUGACUUGGACGAGUGUCUAUCUGACCCUUGCAUGAAUGGCGGUGCUUGCACACAUGGAAUUGGGAGCUUCUCUUGUCUGUGCCAAGACGGCUUUGAGGGGGAUCGCUGCCAGGUCAAUAUCGACGAAUGCGCCAGUAAUCCUUGCCAUGCAGAAUCAAGCUGUGUGGACAGUGUCAACGGGUAUGAGUGCCUCUGCAUCGAAGGCUUUGCCGGUCCCACUUGUCAUGUGAAUGUAGAUGACUGCAUCAACGAUCCUUGUCAAAACUUAGGCACUUGUGUGGAUGGCAUCAACUCGUUCCACUGUCUCUGCUUGGCAGGGUACGAAGGGGACCUCUGCCAGACAAACGUUGACGAAUGUGCUAGUUCGCCUUGUCAGCAUAAUGGCACAUGUGUGGACGGAAUUGACAGGUUUGACUGCAUUUGUGCAGGAGGAUUUGAAGGUCUACUGUGUGAGGAUGAAAUAGACGCUUGCCUCAGUGGACCGUGUCAGAACGGUGCUUCUUGCAGCAGCAGGAGGGGUCAGUUCCACUGUGCAUGCCCUAUUGGUUAUGCAGGGGUUUACUGUCACGAGAACAUUGACGAGUGUUUGGGGUUUCCGUGUCAGAAUAAUGCAACGUGUGUUGAUGGAGUCGGCAGCUACGAGUGCCUGUGUCUUGCUGGUUUCUCCGGGCUGAACUGCGCUGUGAACGACGAUGAAUGUCUCUCGAGCCCUUGCUUGAAUGGGGCCACCUGUGUAGAUGUUGUGGAUGGGUUCACAUGUCUGUGUUCGGUUGGCUUCUUGGGUCGGACGUGUGAGACCAACAUUGACGAAUGUGCUUCGCGGCCUUGCGCAAAUGGCGGGACCUGUGUUGAUGGCAUUGGAAUGUUUCGCUGUGAUUGCCUCACUGGUUUCUUUGGGCUGACCUGUGAAACAAACAUCAAUGAGUGUGAGAGCAGUCCUUGUCAGAACAAUGCGCAGUGUGUUGAUGACCAUGGCCAUUACAUAUGCGUUUGUGCACUCGGCUUUGAAGGAGUUCACUGUGAGACUGAGGUGGAUGAGUGUGCUCCCCAACCUUGCCAGAAUGGUGCAACGUGUGUGGAUCAAGUUGGAAACUUCACGUGUGAUUGUCCCACGGGAUUCGAUGGCAGACAUUGCCAAAUUGAUCUAAAUGAAUGCGAGAGUGUACCUUGCCAGAACGGUGCUACUUGCAUUGACAGCCCGGGCAGCUUUGCUUGUUCGUGUGUAGCUGGAUUUGUGGGUCCAUCUUGCCAAACUAACAUUAACGAGUGUGCAAGCCAGCCUUGCAUGAAUAAUGGACACUGCGUCGAUGCUGUGAAUGGCUACCAGUGUAUGUGUCUGCCAGGGUAUGGUGGUGAUCAUUGUCAGACUAACAUUGAUGAAUGUGCAAGCAUGCCUUGCCUGAAUGGUGCAUCUUGCAUGGACAAGUUACACGGCUACGAGUGUACCUGUGUCCAGGGUUUCACUGGGGUUACGUGCGAAGUGAACAUCGAUGAAUGCUCCAGCCAGCCUUGCAUGAACGGAGGCACGUGCUAUGACCACAUCAACAGUUACCAGUGCGGCUGUCAGCGUGGGUUCGUCGGGAUUAAUUGCGAGAUGAGCGCCGACGAUUGCGGCCACCAGCCCUGCAUGCACAAUGGCACGUGCAAUGAUGGGCUGAACGAGUACAACUGCACCUGCCUGCCGGGCUUCGCGGGCGUAAACUGCGAGCUGAACAUUGAUGAGUGCCAGAGCAGCCCAUGCAGCAAUGACGGGACGUGCCUUGACAAAGUGAACAGCUUUGUCUGCAUCUGCAGCGCGGCGUUCAGGGGCAUCACGUGCCAGUACCCUGUCAUCACUUGUCUGGACUGGGACUGCCAGAACCAAGGGACGUGCGUGGAGACCGGAGAGAGCCAGCCUCGAUGUGAAUGCCAGGAGGGGACAUCAGGGGAACACUGUGAGAUUAACAGGAACGAAUGUCUGAGCUCUCCCUGUCUGAAUGGUGGCACCUGCCAAGACCUCAUUAAUGGAUACAGCUGUGAAUGUGACGCCCAGCACACUGGUCUUCACUGCGAGAUCCGGCAUCCCACGAGCCCCUGCCAAUCCUCACCCUGCAUCGACGGUUCGUGUGUUGAGUCCUCCUCAAGGCAGACCUUCAGCUGCUCAUGUCAGCCUUUCAUUAUUGGCAGAUUCUGCGAUAAAGUUGACGAAGCCAAGGUGUCAUUUUCUCUUCAACUCAAUGGACACCUUACACACACGGCCUCUAUUGCCCAGCGUCUUCAGCGGGUCAUUGAGGUCAGGAUGAAGGGCAGUGACCCCGUGGGUCCCGUUGAGGUCAUCAUCAUCUCAUUGGCAGAGUCCAACUCGUUACUGUCAAACGCCCCCUAUACCACCGUCAUGUUUUACGCACGCUUCAAUGGGACCCUCCAAUCGUCACAACGGCUCCAGGAUGUCUUCCAGAGUGCAUCCUCACAGGACAUUGAACUUCUCCUCUCGCCAUACAAGAUAUUCAAGGAGAAACCGCUGUCAGUGGCAGAGCAGAGCAAAUCAGAUCGCGGCAACAAAGAAAACAAGACCUGGCUGGCCUUGCAUUGGUACAUCAUUCCAAUUGUCAUUUUAAUUCUGCUCGUUUUGAUCCUGCUGCUGGUAGCAAGAGCCCUCUAUCGGAGGCGUCGUAGAGGGGAGUUCAUUCGUAGCGGAAACAUGACGGCCAACUUUGCCAACCCCGUCUACGCCCAGUACUCCCCAGCCCAGAUGGACGACCACGACCCGUGCGCGGUGCCCAUGGGAGGGCAUAAAUUCAUUAGCGGGACCGUCGUCAUGGAUCACAGUGACUUCACGGAUGUCCGAUUAAGCAACGGAUCGGCGACAAUGUCAACCUUUGUCCCCACUUGAGGGUAUCGUUCCCGCAGUGAAAUCUGUCCAAUAAUGUUCACAGUGCAAAUGCGUCCACCAUUUUUACUUAAAGUUGGACUGUCUUUUUCAGCUAUGUCUCUGUUUAGAAUUUAUUUCACCAAGUAAAGGAAUUUAGAGUUUGCAUAAAAUGCUUUGUGUAGCGAACUAUAAGCAAAUAGUUUAAAUAGGAAAGCAAAAUGCCUUAAAAACAUAAUGCACAAAACACCACAUUGCACAUUCCAAUGUUAUGUGUUCGAAAAACACACUGUUUUUCAAUAUUUGAAUGUAUUUUACCAAGCAGUAAAGUUCUGUAACAUUCCAAGCGGUGGCAACUCAAAACUUUCGUAAAUGACCACUUUUUUGUCACACCUAUUUCUUCAGUGUAACAACUAACAACAUUGUCUUGUGUCAAUACAACUAAUUCUGAAAUACUUACAAAUCAAACGCUUACUGUUGAAUUAAUUUAUUGCUCUGUAGAUCACAAAUACUUAUCACAGCUUGUACGUAAUUAGUGAUUACAAAGUGCAGGCAUUUCCAAAAUGUGCAUUUUUUAUACAUAAAUUAUUUAUGAUAUACGCAAUUUGCACCCAACUUGUUUUGUACCAAUAUAAAUGUGCCAUUUUUAUACUCAAGCACCCCAUCCCCUUAAUGUUAAUCUCUGUACACGUACAUAAUAUUUUCCGUAGUUAGGCAGAACAUUAGGGCAUGACCGAUUACCCUCCGGCAAGUGAUCUUGAGGUCUUAAUGUGACGAUUUCCUUAUUACCAUUCAUUGUCUGCAUGUUGUGCCUUUUAUAUGAUUGUAAAUACAUGUCAUUUGAAAUCUGAACUUACAAUGUACAUACUUGGGAGAAUUUUCUGGCUUCAUCUCAACUAGUAUUUUUGUUUUCAAAUUAUUGAUAUGAUCAAGUAGUCCUGAAGCCUCAGAUCUACUAGGGAGUCUAUGGCUCAUUUAAAGGUCAUGUAGAUGAUAGGACAAAGCAUCCUGCUUGAGGACACAAAGCAACUGGGUCAUUCCAUGAGGUUGGAGCACAAUUUGUGACGGUGUCACUUGCUACAUCCGCAACUUUUACCGCCUGUCAUGACCUAUAGAGUAGGUUUUUAAUUUUGAAAAAAUAAAACACAUCUCUGUAUUCAGCCUUGCAAGAUGUAUAACAAUGUCAAUUUGGAAUCCACAUGCAGGGAAAUAACUGUUCAUUUUUAUGGAACCCAUGUAACAACUGACACUGUCACAAACUGUGUCCCAUCCUCAUGGAAUGACCCAGCUCACAUCGUGGUCCAAUGAUAGAGGUUGCUCACAAUCUGUGCUGAAGGUCUUCGGACAUGACACACAUUUAACUGAAUUCUGUAUGCUUGUAUAAAAACUGCAGGCUUAGUCUUGUCUAACAAAUGUUGGGAUUUUCUUGUUUCUUUGGGAUUUCUUUUCUAUAAAAGUGAAGAUGUACAUGCAGUAGUGAUAUCCAUGUGCAUUUAUGAGAAAACAAAUUUGGUCUUUUUUUCAACUGUCCAAGUCACCCAAAGAGCUAAGAUUUGUGUCUGCAAGUGAAGAUGUUAACAGAAUCACCAAAGUCUAUUGGCAUACAAGAACGAUUCACAACCUACGCCAAAGUCAAAUACUUGGCUCAAAAAGUUGCAGAGGGACCCUCCCCAUUCCCUGGGGAUCCAGGUGUUCCUUGAUGUGAUGGAUGAUCAAAAUGUAUGUACAUAUUUAAAUUGAUUAUUAUCUGUUGAAGAUGCUGCUACAGUAGUGUAUAUAAAUAAUUGAAUGCACUGAUAGUGUGAAACAUAAUAAAAUGUAGUGCUGAUGAUGAUGUACCUUGCAGUUCUAGCUCCAACGCGGGCAAAGAUUUCUGAGUAAUGUAACAAAUUGUGUUCCCAAGCAACAAUCUGACAAUGUACCAUCCACUCAGAAUAUCUGCUUAAACAUGUGAGCAUUACCAAAUUUGGCAAACAGGAAUAAUCAUCUCGGCAGGCAUAUGCUAUAAGAUUUUCCACAUUAACUAGUGUGAGAAAAAACAAGUGAAUUUGAGCUAAUUAUUUAAUAAUCCGUAAUUGAUAUGUAGUUGUAUACCACUGGGAUUCUAUUUAAUUUUAUACCUGUAUACAUAUUAUGAGCUUAAAUGAUACGUCCACCUUGAUGGAUAGCUUAUAAUAAAAUGCGAGAAAGUGAA
Molecule: messenger RNA, 6401 nt
Organism: Acanthaster planci (crown-of-thorns starfish)
Lineage: Eukaryota; Metazoa; Echinodermata; Asteroidea; Valvatida; Acanthasteridae
Biological process (GO): Notch signaling pathway; cell communication
Cellular component (GO): membrane
Molecular function (GO): calcium ion binding; Notch binding
Source: RefSeq, a predicted model, not a curated record